AUGACGGUAUUAGCACAAUCAGCCCUCUCGGGCCUGUUGAUACUGUCUAGCGCCUUCGGUGCCUCGGCAUUUCCGAUUCGAGAUGGCCCAUCUGUGUUCGCGCCAGAGGCCGUAGUCGCAUUGCAGAAGCGCGCCAUCAUGAAGGGUGACAACUACGUGCCUCUGGGCAGUACAACAGUGCCGCUCUCUCCGCUGCUGCUCGUCUUUGCAGGGCUGGCUGCAGCAUUUGUCGGACUUGCCAUUGCAUUGCUGCGCAUCUUUGUUCCGUCUUGCAUGUCGAGAUCGUCGCGCAUCGUGCUCGAAGAGCGGGAAAGGGCGCGGCAGGAUCUGCGGGUACGCGGCGCCGUCAGCCCACGAGACAGUCCAGGCGGAAGCCCGACUCCGGGAGGUAGCACACCCACAACCGCUCAAGCACGACGCUUCCCGCCCAACAAACCAACACGUCCGCUAGGGCACAACUCACGCGGGAGCUUUACACCGGGCCAGUCAUCCACAUCGACGCUGACCAACAAGCGCGCAUCGCAUGGAUACCGAGGCACAUCUUUCUCGCUCAAGGAUGCGCGUAUGAACACGGAAAAGUCGUAUCGAUCGAGCUUGAGCGGCUUGCAAUUGCCACUGCUCAAUUCGAGCGAAAGUAGCAGCGGCUCGUCGACGCUGCACGUCAACCAACGAGACUCGACCAUGUCGGAGCGUGCGAAGUAUCCCAUCAUGGCCACCAACGAUUCCAACACACCUGGCAAGGUAGAAAGACCCCGACUCGGGUUCGGCACUCGACACCUGCAGCGCACCAGCUCAACGGGCAAGGGAGCCGACCUGCAACGCACCCGCAGCGGGCGACAGCGAGCAGAGAUUGCAGUGCAGCCUCGAGCAGUGGCCCCUGCCUAUGCGCAACAAUGGCGACGGGGGGAUUCCAAUUCACACCAGCAUCCGUUGCAAACAGCAUCAAACCGACGUGACUCGGUUCUGUCGAUGGGCGAAAUGAGCAGUAGCGCUGGGCACAGUUACAUGGAAAGCAAUGCCACCAGCCGCAUUGGCUCGUUCAGCAACAUGUCGGGCAACCCGCUCCAACCGCUCAGCAUGCCAGGGUUCGGUGCGGGCGCGCAUGCCAACCCAGCGUGGGCGAGUCCACGCUCAACAAGCAGGUCGCCUUCGCUCGAGUAUGGCUCACCGGAUCCAUCGCGUCUUGGAGCCGUUCACAACGCUGUCGGCAACAGCCGAAACUCUUCGGUCAGUGGCUUGUUCGAUUCUGACGGCAGCGAUCACUCGGCACCGCACACGGCCGUCUUGAUUCCUUCGCGCGCCACUUCCAACAGGAGAUGA
Molecule: messenger RNA, 1320 nt
Organism: Sporisorium graminicola
Lineage: Eukaryota; Fungi; Basidiomycota; Ustilaginomycetes; Ustilaginales; Ustilaginaceae
Exons: 1
Coding region: 1-1320 (439 amino acids)
Source: RefSeq, a predicted model, not a curated record